Sporothrix brasiliensis 5110 is the source of this 600-nucleotide messenger RNA. RefSeq lists its product as uncharacterized. The record is from RefSeq and is a predicted model, not a curated record. The coding region runs from base 1 to 600 and encodes 199 amino acids. The transcript has a single exon. NCBI's taxonomy places the organism in Eukaryota, Fungi, Ascomycota, Sordariomycetes, Ophiostomatales, Ophiostomataceae.
AUGCAGCUCUCCGUCUCUGCCCUGCUCGGCCUUGUCGCCGCUGCCAAUGCCCACGGUCUUGUUACCUCGCCGGCUACCCGCACGCCCGGGGCUGCCACGGCGGCCGUUUGCGGCGAGACCAUGGUCAAAUUCUACCAGGCCGACAACACGUCGUACCCCGAGGCGCUCUUCCGCGCCAACCCCAAAGGCAUCGGCGCAGACUACAACGCCGCCAAGUGCAACCUGUACCUGUGCCGCGGCUACCAGUUCGGCGACAACACCAAGAAUGUGCAGUCGUACAAGCCGGGCGAGAAGGUCGACAUGGACGUGUUCAUCCGCAUCCCGCACAAGGGCUAUGCCAACGUGUCGGUGGUCGACACGACGACCAACAAGAUUCUGGGCGCGCCGCUCAUCGACUGGCCGAACAACUACGCGGCGACGCUGACGCCGCCGGCGAACCAGACCAAGUUCAGCGUGACGAUCCCGACGACGCUGGGCGACCAGUGCACGACGGCCGGCACAUGCGUCCUGCAGUGGUACUGGCUGGGGCAGGGCCAGACGUACGAGUCGUGCGUCGACUUUACGACGCCCAAGACGACGCCCAUGCGGUUCACGGCAUAA